Molecule: messenger RNA, 1038 nt
Organism: Rotaria socialis
Lineage: Eukaryota; Metazoa; Rotifera; Eurotatoria; Philodinida; Philodinidae
Source: the annotation of a GenBank genome assembly
AUGAUUCAUUUGAUGAUGCUACUUGAUAAUUCAAUCGAACCCAGUCGUCGUAUGGUAUGGUCUCGCGACAAAAGUCUCGAAUGGUGGACAGAGAUCGUUCCAAAGAUGGAUGAUAAACAAUUCAAAGAAAAUUUUCGACUGGAACGCUCCACAGUAUCAUUACUAAUUAAACAUGUUGGACCAUUAUUGAAGAAAAAUGAAACGCAACUUCGAUCAGCAAUACCUGUGGAAAAAAGAAUUUGUUGUGCAUUGUAUAAUCUCGGAUCUGAAUCAGAAUUGAGAACAAUCGGGCAUUUAUUUGGAAUUGGAAAAAGUACUGCAGGUGAAAUUUUGCACGAAUUUCGUGCGACAGUCGUCGAUUCAUUUUUUUAUCGACUUGUUAAAUUUCCUGUAACAAAUGAAGAAAUAAAAAGAACUGUUGAUGGGUUCUUGAAUAAAUUUGAUUAUCCGAUGUGUCUUGGUGCCCUAGAUGGUACACACAUUAGUAUUAAACCACCCCAAGGCUUAGAAUUAGAUUAUUACAACUACAAGAAAUUUCACUCCAUUAUAAUGCUAGCAACGGUGGACUCAAAUCUUUUAUUUACUUACGUGAAUGUUGGUGCUCCAGGCCGUUGUAAUGAUACUUAUGUUUAUUCCAAAUGCCAACUGUACGAUGUUGUUCAAGGCGACAUAUAUUCUAAAUAUUAUAUGAAAGUUAAUAAUACAAGUGUCCAAACUCAUCUGAUUGCUGACUCGGCUUUUCCAUUAGAUCGAACUUUGAUGAAACCAUAUGCAAUACAACCGGAUAUGCCAAAGGAAAAUGCAACAUUUAAUUACCGACUGAGUCGAUGUAGAUCCACAGUUGAACGGGCAUUUGGCAUACUAAAAAAUCGUUUUCGUUGUUUAAAGAAAAAGAUGGAAUUUCAUAUGGAUAACACCACUAACAUUAUUAAAACACUUGUUGUUUUACAUAAUUUGUGCAUUUUUACUGGAGAUAAUCCUGAAGUUGAUUGGGAUAUACUUGUUCCUGAAACUAUUUAUAAAAAAACCUUUAUAUAA